AUGUUCCACAGAGAGCUAUUAGGAUCUCUGGGAAUAACAGAGAGUGUGGAUCGGAGGAAGUGCAUCUGUAGGCACAUAAGGAUGGUAAUGGAACAGCUGGAGGACAUCCUUAAUGAGCUGAAGGAUGUGGCUAGAGAGCUUAGAGAGGUAGUGGGACAAAUUGACAACCUGACAGCAUACAUUGAUGUGGAUGCUGAAGAGGACACAGAGGAUGACAAAUUUAUUCUGACUUGCAGUGAAAACAGCAAUGAGAGAGCACUGGGCAACUUUUUGAAAGUUGAGCCUUAUUCUGAAAGCAAUGGCCUACCCCACUUAUUACACAACUGUGACUCUGCAAAAUUACAAGUACCAGUCCUGUACCGACGGAGCUGUGGAGACUUACCUGCCCUAAAUGGACCCACAUGGCCAAAUGCUUCUUGGCUCUUUAGGAGAAGGGAUGAAGUACAUUCAUAUGACAGUGUAGAGCAUCAUGCUUUAUGUUGUGAUGAUGAUGAAUUUGAUGAAGAAAGUGGUGGCAGAAGAUCCUCUAGAUUCUCUUCCAGUGACUCUGUGUUUUCAUCCUCUCCUCUGAGGCCUUCGAGGUUAGGUUCUGCCUUGACACCCAGAUCAGGCCGCAAAUAUCAGUUGAGUCCAGUUUCAAAGAAAAAAUCCCUGCAGAGCUGCAGCACUCAAACAGUUUGUGAUAAGAGUACACAAACUGCAUUGCCCCACAGUCCUGCCAGGCAACGAGCUGCAUCUGAACGCAUCUAA
This is a messenger RNA of Tachysurus vachellii, 750 nucleotides long. Its product is annotated as inhibitory synaptic factor 1. The record is from RefSeq and is a predicted model, not a curated record. Gene Ontology annotation, biological process: inhibitory postsynaptic potential. Bases 1 to 750 code for a protein of 249 amino acids. Gene Ontology annotation, cellular component: postsynaptic density. NCBI's taxonomy places the organism in Eukaryota, Metazoa, Chordata, Actinopteri, Siluriformes, Bagridae. The transcript has 2 exons.